This is a messenger RNA of Phytophthora infestans T30-4, 342 nucleotides long. RefSeq lists its product as uncharacterized. The transcript is spliced from 3 exons. The coding region runs from base 1 to 342 and encodes 113 amino acids. The record is from RefSeq and is a predicted model, not a curated record. NCBI's taxonomy places the organism in Eukaryota, Oomycota, Peronosporomycetes, Peronosporales, Peronosporaceae.
AUGAAGGCGUUUCUUGUGACGUGUCGUGUAGGACCGGGUGAUGUGGGUGUUGAUGAAGACCUACGAAGAACGUUUGAUGGGAUAAAGACCGAUGAUACGAAGGUGCGCAACCUUCUGAACAACUAUCUUGAGCUCCUACAGCCUCCAGCCCCCAAUUUUGAAAAGAAGCAGCAAAUGCACAACAAAAAGAAGCCGUACGUGCCCGUCGAGUACGCAUCAGACCCAAUAUACGCAGCUCCAACCGACGAAGAGGAACGACUCGCAAACGAAGCUAAGCAGUCGCGUCCACAGCCCAGCCUAAAACCUGCAAACACACGCAGGCGUGCCAGGAAAGAAACGUAG